Molecule: messenger RNA, 1341 nt
Organism: Daucus carota subsp. sativus
Lineage: Eukaryota; Viridiplantae; Streptophyta; Magnoliopsida; Apiales; Apiaceae
Product: GCN5-related N-acetyltransferase 6, chloroplastic
Exons: 9
Coding region: 149-1030 (293 amino acids)
Molecular function (GO): acyltransferase activity, transferring groups other than amino-acyl groups
Source: RefSeq, a predicted model, not a curated record
GCUAAAAAAGGGCAAAACACCUGAAAUGAUCAUCGGAGUAAAGCUUUUCCGGUUAUUUUGACUCCCUCCUCCUCCUCCUCUAAAAAUCUCUCCGCCUUUUACAAAUCUCGAUUUCCUUAUUAUUUAACGCCACUAUUAUAAAUUUUGUAUGGAGCAGCUGAAAUGCAAUUUUCAUUUUCGCCAACCUCAAUUCACCCCUCCCCUCAAACGCAAUUCCCUCGUCGUCGUAAACAGCUACAGGGAAGACUUUCCAGUUUCUUAUUGUAGAUGGAAAACUCUUGAAGUUCAGUGUGGUAAUGACCAAAGUAUCCGCCAAUUGGCUGUUUCCAAAGGUGAUAAUUCAAAGCUUCCUGAACUCAUUUUUAAUAGACUACAGCUUAGCGAUCAGGAAUACUGUGGAUUACUUAGGCGAAACUUUGGUAACUUUGUUGCACGUGAAGCUGUACUAGAUGAAGAAUACUGGGUAGCAGCAUGGCUGCGAGCAGAAGCUCAUUGGGAGUCUUUGUCAUAUAUGCGGCACGUCGAUAGCUAUAAAAGGAAAUAUGCUGAACAGGAGUUUUAUGCUCUGAAGCGACGAUGCUGCAGACAGGAAGGAAAAUCCUUGAAGUGCUGCUGUUUUGUUGCUGUUAAAAAGGAAGACAAGAAUGUCAGAAGAACUGUUUUAAACAGUGUUGUAGGAACUAUGGACCUAAGCAUUCGUCAGUUUGUUCAAGGGGAAACGUAUCCAGGGGAGGUGAAUAGACUAUCUGCUGUCCUGGCAUCUCAAGAGCCUUUUGAUGCACAUAAGUAUGCUUACAUCGCAAAUGUUUGUGUUUCAAAGUAUGCUCGCCGUCAGAAAAUUGCUUCAAACAUGGUCUAUUUGGCCACUGAUAUGGCCACCUCAGAAUGUAUGAAGCAAUUAUUCGUUCAUGUAAAUGUAGAUAACAAGCCUGCUCAGGAACUUUACAAAAAAACGGGUUUUAAGAUUGUUUCAGCCGCCUCAACUCCUCUGUCAAAAGACCAAAGGCUACUCAUGUGUAUGGAAUUGUAAGUUGAAAGAGUGCAAACUGCAGUUUUACUUUACACGAGUGAUCAUUUUUUAAAUUAUGUUUAUUUGACAUAGUUUUGAGCCAAGCUCAUUGGUUCUGUUGUUGUUUAGCUUUAAUGUGAUGAAGCUGCACCUGUAUAAAAGUGUGCGGUUAAUGUAUGUAAAUAUGUCAUCGAAAAUUUCCUCUUUGAUAUAGAAUUAGCUCAAGCCUUUAACUGAUGCACUGAUUUGAUGACGCUUGUACGUAUAGGAAACCUGUGUAUACAAAUAUAUCUAAUAUGAUAAAGCAUGAGUUUGUGCCUUUUACUGCUUCA